CUUCAUCGCAGUUUGGCUUCGAUCGCGUUAAAAAUACUUCUACUUCCUGUGAAGUAGGCUGAAUUAAAUUAUCGAAUUUGCGAUAAAAUUACUGAGAAUGGAGCCGGCCAUGUUGUCUCUCCGUGCUUUCUUUCGUCAGAAGGCCCUUAUUUCGUUGGGGCAGAUGAGGGUCUACUCAGCAGCUGCUGCAGCUGCGACCUCAGCUUCCCCCAAGAUGAAGAAGUUCAAAGUUUAUAGAUAUGACCCGGACAAGCCUGGAGACAAACCCCACAUGCAGACAUAUGAAAUUGAUCUGAAUGAUUGUGGACCUAUGGUUCUUGAUGCUCUGAUCAAGAUAAAGAAUGAGGUUGACCCCACGUUGGCCUUCAGAAGGUCAUGCCGCGAAGGCAUCUGUGGGUCAUGCUCUAUGAAUAUCAAUGGGGCCAACACCCUUGCUUGCUUGUGUCCUAUCGACAACAACCUGGGCAAGACGACAAAGGUCUACCCACUUCCUCACAUGUGGGUCAUCAAGGAUCUCGUUCCGGACAUGAACAACUUCUAUGCCCAGUACAAGUUCAUUGAACCAUACCUUAAGAAGAAGAACUUCAAUGAAGAGGACCUCGGCAAGAAGUCCUUUCUACAGAGUCCUGAGGAUCGAGCUAAGCUGGACGGCAUGAUUGACUGCAUCCUCUGUGCGUGCUGCUCUACAUCAUGCCCAAGCUACUGGUGGAAUGGUGACAAGUACCUGGGACCUGCAGUCAUCAUGCAGGCUUACAGAUGGAUUAUGGACAGUCGAGAUGACUUCAAACACGAGCGUCUGGCACAAAUGAGAGACGAAUGGUCCCUUUACAGGUGCCACACCAUCAUGAACUGCACCAAGACAUGUCCCAAGGGUUUGAACCCAGGAGCUGCGAUAGGUGAGAUGAAGAAGGUCAUGUUAGGAUAUGCGUCCCAUGGCAUCCCAAAACAAGGAUAGAUCAGUCCACGUGGUUGGUAAGAUCAGUCAGCCAAUCAGCUUGUUUGUAUUUUUUACGGCUAAGGAUUGGUCUGUGUGCUGACCAAUAGGUGAUUGAUUGGUUGAUUGAUUGAUUGGAUGAUCUUAAUUUUAAAACUAGGGUUAAUUAUUGUAGAAUUAUAUUUAUAGUUUUUGUUAUUUGUACUUGUACAAUUGUCAACGGUGAUGAAGAUGGUGACGAAGAUGAUGGUGGUGAUUAUGAGAAUGACAAAAACCUAACAUAACCAUUUAAUCAUCUUAAGUUUAAUGAUAAUAAAUAACAAUAAUAUAGAAUUAAUAAUAAUAAUAUUAUUAUUAUUAUUAUUUCUAUGAAAACAUCGUCACCAUUGUUAAUAUUUUGUUAUUGUUAUAACUGUUUGGUUGUUGUUAUUUUUAUUUUUGUUGUUGUCACAAAUCUCUGAAUUUAUUAUGCAGUGCUCGUGUGGGUAUAACCAAAUAAAUUGUCGAUAAAUUAUUGUUGUUAUACUUAGCUGGUUGAUCACUUUGUACGUACCAAACAUUCUAAAUCAACCCUUCGUUAGGUCUUAUUAUAGCUUCAGUUUAUUAGUUCAUUUGUUUAAAUUUUGUUUUAUAAUUUGUUUUCCAUCCAUUUAUUUAUUUAUUUUUUGUUUAGUUUGUUGAGAGGAAAUAACCAAUUUUAUCGUUUGCAAUUCUAGAAUUUAUUAAUUUGCAAUUUAUUUAAUUAUUAAUAAAAUAUUUAGAUAUUAAUUAUGGUUAGAAAUAGUUUGGGUAAUGUUCUAUCCGUAUAUUAAUUAUUGGAAUAAGUGUUGCUAUGUAUACUUAAAUUUUUUUUCUAAAUUUAUUUCCGAGAUUUUGAAACGAAUUUCGUUGCUACAAUACCAAAAAGUUGGAAGAAUCCUUGCUUCCAAUUUUGUUUUUUGUGAACGCCACGAACAGUUUAUGAGAAUAAUUAUAUUUGAAAAGACAACUUCUACUUGGACAUCAAAAAAUUGUAUUGCAGUCU
Messenger RNA from Helobdella robusta, 1958 nucleotides. RefSeq lists its product as hypothetical. NCBI's taxonomy places the organism in Eukaryota, Metazoa, Annelida, Clitellata, Rhynchobdellida, Glossiphoniidae. The coding region runs from base 98 to 955 and encodes 285 amino acids. Gene Ontology annotation, cellular component: mitochondrial membrane. Gene Ontology annotation, molecular function: 2 iron, 2 sulfur cluster binding; electron transfer activity. The transcript has 8 exons. Gene Ontology annotation, biological process: respiratory electron transport chain; tricarboxylic acid cycle; aerobic respiration. The record is from RefSeq and is a predicted model, not a curated record.